AUGGCCGCCCCGGCCGCGACCCUGGGCACCCUGCAGCCUGGCACCCUGCAGCCCCCACCCCGCCCCGGCCGCCGCUCCCUGCCAGGAGCAGAGGACGCUCCUUCCCAGCUGCCUGCUCCUCGGAACCCGAAGAUUCGCCUGUACAACACGGAGCAGGUCCUGAGCUGGGAGCCAGGGACCCCGGACUGGGACUCGAGGCCCGUGGUCUACCGGGUGCAGCUGAAAUACUCAAGCGGCUGGCACGACACGCAUCGCUACUUGCCAGGGGUGAACUGUACGAGGAUCACCAUCACGUGGUGUAACUUCACUGGCAAUGAAGGGGGCUUCUCCACGCACUUCAACGUCCAUCUGCGGGUGCGAGCCGAGCUGGGAGACGUGGUUUCUGCCUGGGCAACCGUGCCCUGGUUCCAGCACUACCGGAACGUUACUGUCGGGCCUCCAGGGAACAUCUGGGUGACCCCAGAAGAAAACUCCUUUAUCAUCACUCUCUCCCCUCCCUUUGACAUAAAUAUCUCCUUGGCCACUUUUCAUUAUUUUGUCCGUUUCUGGGAGAAGACAGCAACCCAACAGAAUGAGGUGCUCCCAGCUGGAAAGCCCCAGAUGAAAGGCCCUUUCCAGAAGAAUGUCAUUGUGUUGGAUGGUUUAAAGCCCGCCACAGUGUACUGUUUACAAGUCCAAGCACAGCUGGAUGGGCGAUGGACAGGCCGGUCCAGUCCCGGGCACUUAAGCAACGCAUCUUGCUAUGAAACAACGGCAGAUGCUGCUACCAGGCUCCAGCCGGUCAUCCUGAUCACCGUGGCCAUUGUCUUGUCACUGUCAGUGCUGUCGGGGGCCUGUCUCUUCCUGGUGCUGAAGUACAGAGGCCUGGUCAAGUACUGGUUUCACACUCCGCCAAGCAUCCCAUUACAAAUAGAAGAGUACUUAAAGGACCCAACUGAGCCGAUCCUAGAGUCCUUGGACAGGAACAGCGCCCCAAAGGAUGACGCCUGGGACUCCGUGUCCAUUGUAUCGUCUCCAGAGGAGCGCGAUGUUUCCAAAGCACUUUGAACCAAAGCGCUGGUCCGGCCACCGGCCUAUGGGAAGAGGACUCUAAGCCAAGGAAGCUUCUGGCAUCCUGCCGGCCCUGGACCCCAUAUUCCUGCCUCAUAAAAGCCUAGCAGAACCUAGGGAGAGGUGGGAGGGUCUCUAGGGGAGACAAGCUUACUUUUUCCAAGAAUUUUCUAAAUCAUACAAGUUUCUAGAAUGAUGCUAAAGAGAAAUCCAGGAAAAAAUAAGAUUUCUCUUAAACACUAAAGGGACAUGUAAUUAUUUGUUGGCAAAAUGGCACUGGCUCCUUGUUCAUUGUUGGCUGGACCCACUUGUCAAGAGACUUGGCUCCCCCCCCAUCCCUCAACUCUGGAAAAUGAGUUGGGGUCCCUCAGACAGGUCACAUUACCUGUCUCAGCCUGACCCAUUAAGAGACGUGGCCUCCUGAGCAGACUCCUGGCCAAACAUGGUUAAUCCUAUAAACAUUUUUCUAGUAAUUUAAAGUUUUUUUCCAAGCUAGAAAUAAAAGA
Talpa occidentalis (Iberian mole) is the source of this 1556-nucleotide messenger RNA. It is a transcript of the gene IFNGR2, whose product is annotated as interferon gamma receptor 2. The transcript has 9 exons. Gene Ontology annotation, molecular function: protein binding. The coding region runs from base 1 to 1047 and encodes 348 amino acids. The record is from RefSeq and is a predicted model, not a curated record. NCBI's taxonomy places the organism in Eukaryota, Metazoa, Chordata, Mammalia, Eulipotyphla, Talpidae.